AUGUCCGGUCCGAUUGCUCGUGUUAGCUUCUCCGACAUGCCACUUCUUGCUUCCCUUGACUUUUCCACAAACUCCCUGACUGGGUGGCUCCCGACUAGCCUCGCCGGCUGUGGUGAGCUCAAGUCGCUCAACCUUGCCAACAAUAUAUUGGUCGGCACCAUCCCGUCGUGGAUUGGUGAGUUUGACAACCUUUGGUACUUGAAUCUCUCAAAUAAUUCAUUUGUUGGCGAGGUACCCAAGAGUUUGUUACGGCUCACUGGCCUCGCCGCCACGGGUCGUUCAUUGGGUAUGGUUUUCACUAACAUGCCCUCUUUCGUAAAUUACGAAAGAAGAGCACUCGAUGAACAACCAAAUACCAUAACUGGGACCAACAACACAGUGAGAUCUGGGCGCAACAACACCAUGUCUGGAAACGACAACAUUGUCAUGUCCGGAGACAGCAACACUGUGUCCGGGAGCUUCAACACCCUUGUAUGUGGGGACAACAAUGUUCUAACUGGUGAUCACCAUGUCGUAUCUAGGAGCAACCAUAUUGUAACUAACAGCUACAAUAAAGUAUCUGGGUGCACCAAUAAUGUAUCCGGCAGCCACCAUACCGUAUCCGGUAGCAACAAUGCCGUAUCUGGGAGCAACAAUACGGUAUCUGGGAGCAAUCAUGUCGUAUCCGGGAGCAACAAAAUCGUAACUGACGAUUAAUGAUCUGUCAGUGGAUUGAUUCCAUCCUCGAGAACGAGAUCCCGGAGCACAUCAGAGACUCGUGAGAAGAAGUUCUUCACCCAGAACCGAAAACCUAGGUACAUGGACCCCCAUAUCUUGUUCCAAGCUGGGAGGGCACCAUAAAGACCUUUUGUAUCUUUUACUGUUUUUAGCAUAUUUAAAUUUCCGCAACUAUAUACAUCCGUAUAUAGUCCAUGUGGAAAUUUCUAAAAGGGCUUAUAUUUAGAAACGGAGGAAGUUGUAUGUAUUUCCGUGCUUGCAAUAUUAGUGUUAA
Molecule: messenger RNA, 991 nt
Organism: Triticum dicoccoides
Lineage: Eukaryota; Viridiplantae; Streptophyta; Magnoliopsida; Poales; Poaceae
Product: phytosulfokine receptor 1-like
Exons: 1
Coding region: 1-696 (231 amino acids)
Molecular function (GO): protein binding
Source: RefSeq, a predicted model, not a curated record